Ziziphus jujuba (common jujube) is the source of this 2425-nucleotide messenger RNA. Its product is annotated as la-related protein 6B. Gene Ontology annotation, cellular component: nucleus. Gene Ontology annotation, biological process: RNA processing. The transcript is spliced from 10 exons. The coding region runs from base 396 to 2018 and encodes 540 amino acids. Lineage: Eukaryota; Viridiplantae; Streptophyta; Magnoliopsida; Rosales; Rhamnaceae. Gene Ontology annotation, molecular function: mRNA binding. The record is from RefSeq and is a predicted model, not a curated record.
AUGAUAUGAUGUGGAGGAAAAAGGGUGGUCCCACACUCGCAGCCAAUUCAGAUCAGAUCAGUGUCUACUAUGGUUUACUACACUCAGAUUCAUCGUAUCAAAUUCAGAUGUUUUAUUUUUUAUUUUUUCUUAUUAUAUAAAUUAUUAAAUAAAAAUAAAAAUAAAAAUAAAAAUAAAAUAAAAUAAUCCAAAUAUGAGACACAAAAGCCUCUCUUUCUCUUCCUCCUCCUCCUCCCCGUCUCCUUGCCCUCCCCUGAAAUCUGACCGAGGGAAGUCGUCUCUCCUUCCUAAAGUGACAGUGACAGGGGGCUAUAUCUCCCUCUGGAUUGGAAGUUGAAAGAAACCCUAGCUUGCUAAGUGUAAACAACAACUGAACAAGGGACAAAAGAGAAGCAAUGGCCCAAGACGAAGCCCCGGCUGCUGCUUCAUCAUCAUCAUCAUCGUCAUCAGAUCCAUCUCUUUCUCUCUCUCGAAACGUUUCGUUUAGCAGACUCAACGCCCGUGCUCCCGAAUUCGUCCCCUCCCCUCGCGCAGAUCCCCACACGAUCCCUACUCCGCCUCCUCCUCCUCCUCCUCCUCCUACUCCGCCUUUCCAGCCCCCUCCUUUCCAUGUUCCUGUGGGACCCAUUCACCCUCACGUGCCUCACGUCAUCCCCAUUCAGAACCAUCACCACCCCCAUCCCCACCCCCACCACCACCACCAUCACCAUCCCCAUCCCCAGCACCAUCAUCCUCAUCCCCAUCUCCAGCUACAGUAUCAACCCCACCAGCAUCAUCACUUCUAUGCACCACCUGGUUCUUCUGACCAACACCAUCAACAGCAAUCCCAGGGCCAGGGCGCUGAUCCAGUGGAUCACUCUGCCCACUCCUCCAACGCCAACGCCAACUCCAACUCCAAGUCUAAGCUCUCCGACGACGCUGCUCUCAAGAUUUUGAACCAGGUGGAGUAUUAUUUCAGUGAUUUGAAUUUGGCUACUACUGAUCAUUUAAUGAGGUUCAUCAGCAAGGAUCCUGAAGGAUUUGUGCCGAUAUCUGUUGUUGCAUCUUUCAAAAAGAUUAAGGCCCUCACUAGUAGUCAUGCCCAGCUUGCAACUGUUUUGCGUAACUCAUCAAAGCUUGUUGUUAGUGAAGAUGGAAAAAAGGUUAAACGCCAGCAUCCCCUGACAGAGUCUGAUAUGGAAGAGUUGCAAGUAGGUUUAACUUGCUUCUUUGGAUCUGCCACGUUGUAUUUUUUAGCAAGAUACUUUGUUGUCUUGUUUAUAAUGUUAUUCUGUUCCUUUGGGCAUGCAUCAUUAUUCUGUUUUUCAUCCCGCAUAAUUGUUGCUGAAAAUUUGCCGGAGGAUCAUUGCCACCAAAAUCUUAUGAAGGUUUUCUCUGCUGUUGGAAGUGUGAAAACAAUCCGCACCUGCCAGCCGCAAAUCUCCAAUGGAGGGGCCUCUUCAGCAUCCAGAUCAGCAAAAGCUGAUUGCAUGCUCUUCAGUAAUAAGUUGCAUGCAUUUGUCGAAUAUGAAUCUGUUGAGCUGGCUGAAAAGGCCGCUGCAGAGCUAAAUGAUGAGAGGAAUUGGAGGAGUGGUCUUAGGGUCCGUUUAAUGCUUAAACGCACGUCCAAACCUAUCCAAGCACGAGGAAAAAAAGGGCAUGAUGGAGAUGUUCAAUGUGAGGAAGAUGAUAAUUACACAUCUGAGCACUUGGCCUUUGAGAAACAAUCAGAAGAUUCUUCUCAGCACUCUGAUGCCAAUUCUCAUGAACAUCUAGGAGAGGAACAUUGCAAUGACAAGGAAGGGGGACAGAGAAAAGGGCGGAAUCGGGGGCGCAACAAGGGACGUGGAAGAGGUCAAUACAAUCACAAUAAUAGAGCAAAUCAUGUGGGAACUCCCCCCCAAAACAACAAUUCAGGUAGUAAUGAUCAGGCAGGAGGUGUUGCAAAGCAGCAGCCUCCCGGACCCCGCAUGCCUGAUGGUACGAGAGGAUUUGCAGUGGGUCGGGGGAAACCAGUUUCUGUUAGGAUUACCACAUAAUGAAAUGUGAUGAUUUAACAUACUAGCUCUAGAAGGUGUGCUUCUCCAUGUUAUGUUUGGGGUUCUGAUGGGGAUGGGAUCUGUGCUUCUCAUGUGGGUGUUGAUGGCAGGGUUUUUACAUAAGGCUGUCAAUCCCCUAUCUAGUUGAAGCAACCCUCAACUUUGUCUCUAUUAGUUGAUUACUCUUCUUUCUUUUUUCUUUUGGUGUUCUCUAGUCGGGUAUGUGGUGAAAACAGAUGUGAUUUUUGCCCCUCUUUUUUUAUUCCAUUGAUGUAGAAAGAAAAGAAAAUAACAAAAAAAAAAAAAAAAAAAGGAAAAAACAAAGAAAAGCAGUGAUGAAUUACUUGUACCUAUAGAUAAAGAAGUAAUUGAAGAAAUGAACGUUAAAAAAGAACGCAUUUUCAGUC